GGCGCGCUCUCCGGCCCUGGGGCCGCGGGGCCCGCGGCGGGCGGCUGCCCCGGGAGAGGCCCGUGCCCGCGCGACGGAGACCCCUGGCCGCCGUGCACCUGCAAGCCGUCGUACCUGCCCAUGAGUCUCUGAGAACAUCAUAAUGUCCCUUUGUGCCUCUUCUCACAAAGAGUUUCCUCAGCUGUUGCCUAUUCAAGACAUGGAUAUCAAAAACUCUCCAUCUAGCCUUAACUCUCCUGCUUCCUACAACUGCAGUCAAUCUGUCCUACCCCUGGAGCACGGCCCCAUAUAUAUACCCUCCUCCUACGUAGAGAGCCGCCAUGAAUAUUCCGCCGUGACCUUCUAUAGCCCUGCUGUGAUGAAUUACAGUAUUCCCAGCAGUGCCAAUAACUCAGAAGGUGGACCCAGUCGGCAGACCACGAGCCCAAAUGUGUUGUGGCCAACUCCCGGACACCUCUCUCCCUUAGCCAUCCAUUGCCAGUCGUCACUUCUGUAUGCAGAACCUCAAAAGAGUCCUUGGUGUGAAGCAAGAUCACUAGAACCCACCUUACCUGUAAACAGAGAGACACUGAAAAGGAAAGUUAGUGGGAGCAGUUGUGCCAGCCCCGUUACUAGUCCAAGUUCAAAGAGGGAUGCCCACUUCUGUGCGGUCUGCAGCGAUUACGCAUCUGGAUAUCACUAUGGAGUCUGGUCGUGUGAAGGAUGUAAGGCCUUUUUUAAAAGAAGCAUUCAAGGACAUAAUGAUUACAUAUGCCCAGCUACAAAUCAGUGUACAAUAGAUAAGAAUCGACGCAAGAGCUGCCAGGCCUGCCGACUUCGGAAGUGCUAUGAAGUGGGAAUGGUGAAGUGUGGCUCCCGGAGAGAAAGGUGUGGGUACCGUGUUAUGCGAAGGCAGAAGAGUUCCGAUGAGCAGCUGCACUCCCUGAGCAAAGCCAAGAAAAAUGGUGGCCAUGUGACCCGAGUGAAGGAGCUGCUGCUGAGCGCCCUGAGCCCGGAGCAGCUGGUGCUCACGCUCCUGGAGGCUGAGCCGCCCCACGUGCUUGUGAGCCGCCCCAGCACGCCCUUCACCGAGGCCUCCAUGAUGAUGUCCCUGACCAAGCUGGCCGACAAGGAACUUGUGCAUAUGAUUGGCUGGGCCAAGAAAAUUCCAGGCUUUGUGGAGCUCAGCCUCUACGACCAAGUGCGCCUCCUGGAGAGCUGCUGGAUGGAGGUGCUAAUGGUGGGCCUCAUGUGGCGCUCCAUUGACCACCCGGGCAAGCUCAUCUUUGCUCCAGACCUCGUUCUGGACAGGGAUGAGGGGAAAUGCGUAGAAGGAAUUCUGGAAAUCUUCGACAUGCUCUUGGCAACAACUUCAAGGUUUCGUGAGUUAAAACUCCAACACAAAGAGUAUCUCUGUGUCAAGGCCAUGGUCCUCCUCAACUCCAGUAUGUACCCUCUGGCUGCCGCGGCGCAGGAGGCGGAGAGCAGCCGGAAGCUGAGCCACUUGCUCAACGCGGUGACCGACGCGCUGGUCUGGGUGAUCGCCAAGAGCGGGAUUCCGUCCCAGCAGCAGCCCGUGCGCCUGGCCAACCUCCUGAUGCUCCUCUCCCACGUGAGACACGCCAGUAACAAGGGCAUGGAACACCUGCUCAACAUGAAGUGCAAAAAUGUGGUCCCAGUCUACGACUUGCUGCUGGAGAUGCUGAACGCGCACACGCUCCGCGGGCACAAGUCCUCAGUCACUGGGUCCGAGUGCUGCCCAGCAGAGGAGAGUAAGAGCAAGGAGGGCUCCCAGAAGACCACAUCUCAGUGAUGCCCAGUCUGAGGCGAACAGGCCUUAGAGGAGGCCAAAGGCUGACGUGUGAACCACGGUGCGAACCAUGAGCUCCGUCCGGAAGUGGGGAGCCUUCGUCGUCUUUCCCAUGAGUGCUGCCUCAUGUGGUUAUGGCAGGUGCAGUUGUGUCAGGUCCUUCACCUGGCCUCCCCUCUUCCUAGGAGUCAGGGUGAGAAAGCCAGUGUUCUGUGGUGGCAGGGGGCAUGUUUGAAGGCAGACUUUACAUCUUGCUUGGCCUCAUAGGAUCUCAGUGUGGUCCCUUUUGUACUUUCCAUGUCCGUCCCACCGCUCUGGAAAACAUCUGAAAGGUUUUGGAAUGAAUGGUGGAGAUCUGAUGCGGAAGGUCUGUAAUGUGGAGAGGGGAGAGGAUGGGGCAUUUAUAGGAAGUGGACUAACCUUUACUGUGUCACCUAGCCUGCCCUUACGUAGACCUUUGUUUGCUCUCUUCACGGCCACUUGAUUGUAGGAUUGCAGACCAUGACAACGAACUGGUUCCACACACCUACCUCACACGCCUGUGAGGAUUGAAGUCAUGUAUCGCUCUUACUGUUGAAGGCCAGAGGGACUGUGACCUGAGAGCCAGUGGACAUGCUGAGCCAUGUCCUUCCCCCAGACCUUGCUGCCAUCUCCAUAGAGGUUCAUUCCUCUUGAUUUGCGUUCAUAGAACCUGCUAAUUAUUUGGGGUGCAUUUAGGUUUAUGAUAACUUUUAUGGAGGAUUGUGGAGAUUUAAAUCUCUUUGCCCCUGGAAUUGGCGUUCCUUACAACUCUCUUGUUCCAAAGGGCCCAGUGUGUGCUGGAGAAAGACCUAGCAUGUGCAGGAAUGGGUUUCUCCUGUGGGUCUGGGUCACGGCCACAUUGCUUCCUUUGGGGUAGCCACAACCACCAUCAUUAGCCAUCCACAGACAGGGACAUGUCAGGCUGUGUGUGCAAGGUUCAGGACCAGACUGUGUAGACUUGGUGAGCAUAUCACUUGAAUAAGACCUGGCUUGUGAGCUCUACUUUUAAAAAAAAAUAUUUAGGGAUAAUUAUUUAUAGCAAGAAAGAAUUCUUUUACACCCUAGGGCUCUUUUAAGCUAUUUUCUUAGCAGAACAUUUAUAUGGCGAGCUGGGUGAAAUAGAAACUUCACAGAAGACUAUUAGUUCCUCUUCCAAGUGGAACAUAAAUAGGACAAGAUGAUAAAGCACCUCUGGAAUUACAAUUUUAACUCAGUUUUUAAAAAUUGAAAUCUUCAGGAACAUAGUGAAUGCAUAAAAUGAGUUACAUCCCUACCUUGGCAGUGAGCAGUGAAAUAAUCACGUUUGAUUUUUGUGAUGCUGUUUUAAAAAAUUACCUUGUGGUAGGAGAUUAAACUCAUUCUCUUUUUGAAAAUGGGUUUACUUUGGCUAGCACAUUCUGUAUUUACUAAAUCCUUAGGAAGAUUAAAUUCGAUGUUAUAAAGGUUGGUUUCUGCUAGGGAGUCCUUGAAUAAAUCUUAAUUUGGAUAAUGGUGCAGUUUUACUAAAAGUUGAGCACAGCUGCUUCUGAAACACUUGGACCAGACCUAGAGAGCACACCAUUGUCUGUAUUCUGACAUGGUUUGAAAUUAUUCCUUGUGGCUCAGUGCUGUCGUCUAGGUGAGAUUCGGGGCGGAACAUAUGGGUUGUAUUUUACAGGAGCCAGUGUCAUCCAGAAGGUCAAUUUUCUUUCUUUCUGGCCAGCCUAGAAUUACCCCCCACUCCCCACUCCCCACCAAACAGAAGAUUCGAGGUAGGAGAAUAGGAAGUGGGAGGCAAAGGAGGCAGUCUUAAACAAUUAUUUGUUGAAUUGUUAAAUUCUCUUAAUUGUACUUACAAAAGAGACUACCACGUUAAAAAAAAACAAAAACAAAAAACAAACAAAAAACAGAAUAAGGUCCAAGCCACUGCCACAGUAGCACAUAGUGACAUUUUUUUAGGUUGGAUUUUGAUGCUCAAGGUAGAAACCAGACUGAUCUCAGGUGUCGAAGCACCUUUCCAUGCCAAAUUCUGUGCUUCUCCAGACUGGUGUGUGUGCUUUGAACUCUCCUAGUGCCCACCGUGCACUUCCUAGCUAUUCCUGCAUGCUUCUUGAGGCUGCUUGCUUCCCUGCAUUUGGAUCUGGCCCAUGAGGGGGCUGUAAUACUUUUGGUAAUUUCUUCUUCGCUCAGAAUGCCAUAGGGGUGUGCUGGGAAUAGAGGUUAGACCAGCUUAGAGGGCCUCCUUGGUGCAAAGUUGUCUCUUAAAAUUGGGCCAUGUAGGCAGUUGAGAUAACAUGGUCUACAGUUGAAAGUUAUCCUUUGUAUUGUUUUGAAUAUUCUAGGGUCCUUUCCCCCUGGCAGAAAGGAGUGUUUUUUAAAUUGUUUUUAAAAAUUUAAAUUCAAUUUGCCAACACAUACUAUAACACCCAGUGCUCGUCCCAUCAAGUGUCCUCCUUAGUGCCCGUCACCCAGUUAUCCCAUACCCCCACCCACCUCCCCUUCCACAACCCUUUUUGUUUCCCAGAGUUAGGUGUCUCUCAUGGUUUGUUGCAGAUGAUAGGAAUGUUUUGAAUCUCUGUGCCCAUCUGUUCCAAAUAUGUCCACUAAAGCUGACACCAGUGUGUUGUCAGUCUGCUGUCUUUAUAUCAAUAUCCAUUUUAAAGAUGAAUCAUUUCUCCUUAACAGUGCUUUCUUUUAAAUGUCUUUUUUGGGGGUAUCCAUACCCCAUUCAAAAUGAUCUUUGGACAACCUAAAAUUCUGCCCUAGUGAAGCAAGGAUUUUGUUUUUUUUCAAGAUCAGUUUUUUUAAAAGGAAUUAACUAGGGGAAAUAGGACUUGACAGCUGUAAACAGGAAUUCAUUUGAGUAUUGGAGGGGAAAAAACCCCACCCAACUACAUUUUAUGUAUUAUGGAAAAGUGAUCCUUAGCUUUGCCUCAGACUCCUGUGGCAAGAGUCCUUUCCUUUAUUUUGAUCUGCAAGUUAUUGUUUAAUGUGAGAAACUUAUUUGUGAGAGAUGCGUGACAUUUGGGCUUAUGUCCAAAAACAUGAGUGUCUCAUACGGGGUCAUGUGGACAAAUCUUAAUGAAAUAAUUAACGUGAAAUAUUCUUAACAUAGAGAACAUUAGAACAGGGUGUUCACUUAGAUUCUUGGGAGGAAGCUGACAGUCCCUAAAGAGGACCUGCAUGGGUGAGCAAGGGGCUGCAGUGAGUUUUCACACCUUGUCCUGACAGCCCCUCCUCCCCACAGUUCCUCUGUAUGGCCUUAGGCCUGUCACAUGCAUACUGUCCACUGGGACCAACUUCAGAGGAUUCAACCCCAAAAUCAUUUUGAAGAGAUUUUUCUUAAAAAAUUGAGGGGGAACAGAAGAGUAAGUCAGCCUAAUAACAAGUCUGGAGGGUCUUAACUGUAUUUGAAAAAAAAAAUGCAAAAUCUACCCACGCUCUGCAGUCAGAUAGUCUUUACUUGGAUUGUUUCAUCUGCCAACUUGGUCGGAAGGGUAAUUAUUCUAGAUUUUAGAAAAAAGAGAUCAGUUACCAAUUCUUGGCAGAGUAACUUAUAUAUUCGUAUAUAUAUAAGCUAGGUGGGAGCAACUCUAGAAUUUUCCAGCAUGUGGAAACAGCUUGGUUGUUAUUUAAAUCUGCUAAUGAGCUUGCCUGUGUUAGAGACACCUUUUCAAAUUCAAGGUGAAUCUUCAGCGUCUAGGUCUAUUUUGAAAUGAAAUUUUUUUAUUAAAUAAGAUUUGACACAGUUCUUUAAGCUGCUAAAAACCUUUUAGAAAACAUAAUAAAGACUGCAUGAAGGAAAUGAUAAAAAUACAUCAUUUAGCACCUUAAAAUAAUAUCUGUGGAACACUUACUGUGUGCCAGACACAGUUCUCAAUGCCUCAUACUUUCACACUUAAUAAUAAUUAGCGUGAUCCUAAGUUUCUGGUUGUGGAAACUAGAGAGUAUAAGCAGAUUUGCCCAGGGUCACACAGGGAAGCAAGUGACAGAGCUGAACACAGGCAGAGGUCCAAUGCUGAACGUAAUCAUGCAGUUUAAAACAAAACACUAAGAAAGAUAUUCAUAGGUUGCAUUCAUCAAUUGCAAUCUGACAUGCAUGGCCACUCUGGUUUAAGUGGGGCCCUCCCAAUUUGCACAACACUCUGUAGGUAGAUACAGGGACAGCUUGCAAACCUGACACAGAAGUUCAAUCUCAUCUUGUACACAUGUGUAAAUUACAGCCCAGAGGGCUUGACCUGCUCAAGGUCAUAAAACUACUUAUGGCCAAACUUGGACAUGAAUUUAAGUCUUCUGCUGCCUGGCCACCACUGUUCCCGCUGCAGGACUUGCCUCCCUAAGUCUGCUGCUUGAGUUGAAUCUCCAUGCAUAACAGAUAUUAAAGUUCUGGUUGCCUUCUACUGUUCCUGCAGAUCUUACCUUUUCAGCUUAGAUGGGGGUCUGCAUGAAAUGUUACAGAACAGGUGGAAAAAACAAUGAGUUCUAUCGUUCCUGUCCUCCCACCUGGGCUCAUAAGCUAGUGAGUGGUACUCCUGUCACCUCCUUCUAUCUGCUGUUGCUUUUCCUAAAUGCACUGGAGUACUUUCGUUGGAAAUUCACCCAUGUAAAAGUCUCAUGCCUUUUAGGUACUGAUGCUUCCCUGUGGAGUUUGGUAUACAAUAGUGUGAAACACAUGCCAUUUAUUCUUAUAUAGCUCUCAAAGUUGCUGGAAUCUCAGCUCCAGUGGCAGCUCUCAGAUGUGAUUGUCUCUGCGAUAUGUGAUCUUAUAACUUUUCUGUUGUUUUGGAGUCAAGGAUCCGCACCCCCCUCCUUGAGUUCUGAGGAUCCUAUUCACUUGUCAGGUCAGUGGUUGUCAGGUGCUGGAGGGUUUCCUUUAUGGGAAGGGGAAAGGUUUGCUAACACUAGCCUGGAGCAGCUCCUAACUGCACAGUCUACACUGCGGUGUUUGCUCUUCUGUGUUGGGUGUCUAAAUGCCACGACUCUUCGUUGUGUAACUUGAUUAUUGGGUGGUCCCGUGUACCUCAGAGCCUGCUAGUGGCUAUACUUUGUUUUUUCAGGUGAAUGCUUUGUACUAUGAAGCAGGCUUUGACAUUUCAGCCUUUUUACAAAUAAAUAUUUGCUGUUGUGUGAAAGCAGAUUUUUGAGGUCUGCUUUCCAUUCCUCCAGGUACUGCUUUUCCUCUGCUGUGUCCCCUUAAUAUUUAUGGAACUGUUGUGAAAAGUUUAAUGUGACAUAAGCUAAAUAAAGUGUUUUU
Nyctereutes procyonoides (raccoon dog) is the source of this 7043-nucleotide messenger RNA. It is a transcript of the gene ESR2, whose product is annotated as estrogen receptor 2. The transcript has 9 exons. Gene Ontology annotation, cellular component: nucleus. NCBI's taxonomy places the organism in Eukaryota, Metazoa, Chordata, Mammalia, Carnivora, Canidae. The record is from RefSeq and is a predicted model, not a curated record. Gene Ontology annotation, molecular function: nuclear receptor activity; zinc ion binding; sequence-specific DNA binding. Gene Ontology annotation, biological process: estrogen receptor signaling pathway; regulation of DNA-templated transcription; cellular response to estradiol stimulus. The coding region runs from base 143 to 1792 and encodes 549 amino acids.